Musca vetustissima is the source of this 498-nucleotide messenger RNA. Its product is annotated as collagen alpha-1(X) chain-like. The record is from RefSeq and is a predicted model, not a curated record. The coding region runs from base 1 to 498 and encodes 165 amino acids. The transcript is spliced from 2 exons. Lineage: Eukaryota; Metazoa; Arthropoda; Insecta; Diptera; Muscidae.
AUGAAAAGAUUUCUCUCGUUGCUACUACUUUUGGCCCUAAGUUCAUUUACUCAUGCCGUCUUAAAAGCCUGUGUCUGCGAAGCCGGCCCUGAGGGCCCACCAGGACCAAAAGGUGACCCCGGCAUCCAAGGUGAGAAGGGACAUCCCGGCUAUCCAGGCCUUCCCGGUGCCCAGGGGCCAAUUGGUGCACAAGGUGUCAAAGGCCCCACUGGACCACAAGGUUUACAAGGUGUGAAUAGAGGUGAACGAGGUCCACCCGGUCCACAGGGACCACCUGGUAUAUGCGUAUGUCCCACAGCACGUGCUAGGGUAACACAAAUAAAAGCUUUUCCCGAGUCCACCAACACCAUUUAUAUGAAAAUGGAAAAUGGCGAGCUGACUCCCGUGCAAAAAGUACAACCAACAGCCGAGCAGAGAUCUUUAAUUGAAGCCUAUCAGAGAUCGAUGGGACAUUAUGAUGAAAAUUAUUAUGCAGAUGAUGAUGAUACUAAAAAAUAA